Messenger RNA from Colletotrichum siamense, 807 nucleotides. RefSeq lists its product as uncharacterized. Lineage: Eukaryota; Fungi; Ascomycota; Sordariomycetes; Glomerellales; Glomerellaceae. Gene Ontology annotation, cellular component: nucleus. Bases 1 to 807 code for a protein of 268 amino acids. The transcript is spliced from 3 exons. The record is from RefSeq and is a predicted model, not a curated record.
AUGUCAAGCAUCGGGGCUUUCGCCUACUACAUCGAAUCCAUCGAGUCACUAAGCCGGAUCAACACCUACUUUCUGCAGGAGAAGGUCAACUUCAGUGACAGAAAAGAGGUUUCGGAUUGGCUGACACGGUUUAAAGAACUGGAUCUACGCUUAGUUCACUGGAAGAUGUUCCUGCCUCAGCAGUGGAAGGAUUCGGGGAUAUCGCGUAGAGAAAUGCCAGGUGUCAUGGAUCCUAACAUGACUUUGGCCCACACUACUCAUAACACUUCCAUGAUUCUAUUACACCAACGAAUCGCUUAUCCAGCACAUGAGCUGCGUGGUAUCAAGCUGCCGAGUAGCUACAGCGCCGAAACCUGCCUCGGAGCUGCUGUCGAAAACGCGAAUAUGGUGAGGAAGUAUCUCGCUGGGUCGCCAGUUGAAGCCAUAGUCUCUCCACAUAUGUCUUUCUGCUGCUUUAUCAGUGCAAAGAUUCUUCUAGCAUUACUUGAAUACGCUGACGAGAUCAUCAACGAGGAGAUUUUGGCCCAGGCACCGACCAAACAGGCAGACAAACCAUCCCAAAUUGCAGGAUAUAUCUCUCAGAGCUCGGUUACACCAGUCAUGUGCGACACUUCAUCUGUUGAGUCGACCGGCGACGAGCUCUCGGCGAUAUCCAGGGUUUUGAUGGAUGAAGAGUUUGCUGUAAUGGAUCGCAUUAUGAGCUACGACGAUAUCAUGUUCAACACAAGACUUGAGGAUUUUGAUGCAGGCUCGUCCGAUAUGUGGCUCAUCCAGGAAAGCGAUAGUGGUGACCAGACGGGCUUGUGA